This is a messenger RNA of Nothobranchius furzeri (turquoise killifish), 6738 nucleotides long. RefSeq names its product SUN domain containing ossification factor (gene suco). Gene Ontology annotation, cellular component: membrane; cytoplasm. Gene Ontology annotation, biological process: protein folding in endoplasmic reticulum; regulation of bone remodeling. The record is from RefSeq and is a predicted model, not a curated record. NCBI's taxonomy places the organism in Eukaryota, Metazoa, Chordata, Actinopteri, Cyprinodontiformes, Nothobranchiidae.
AGCAACUCGUCUACAGCAGUGGCUACCGAAGCAAAAAAGAAGGCGGACAGUUGCUCCGCGCAAUGAAAUAUAGCUUUCCUCAAGUGUAGGUUUUACCUUUAGAGGACUGUCAUUUCCUUACUUUUAAUUAAAGGAGGCACUAAACCUACCGAAAGCUUGUAGCCGGUGUGUAGUUUAACCACAACACAUCUGAGAAAACCCAAAAAGCGAGGAUGUUGGUCCCCGCGGGAAGAUAAUGAAGAGGCUGCGCGUUUUGUUGGUGUGCUUCAUUGUAGCUCUCCUGUGCUGGUACCACAGUCAACAUGUGUAUUGUUCAGAGCAGAGCUCAUCUGGCUCAGGCCUGGCUGUCCAGGACAAGGACCUGGACAGCCAGGAGCAGGACUCCACACAAAACCAGGCGGUGGAAGAGUGGACGACACAUACAUCAUAUGAAAUGGGAUUAGAGACAGAGAAGCUAGCAAACACACUAGGUGAACAGACUGUGAAUCAAGUGGAGGCUGGGACAGGGGAGACUGAACCAGAACCAGAGUUAGAGCCUACAUCUGUUGUUCCUGAGCCAGCCCCCACCCCGGAGCCCCAGGCAGACUUGGACCUGCAGACACACACACCACACAAUGACCAGGAAGCUGCAGAAUCAGAGCCAAUUCUGGACCAUGUGUCAGUAGAUGAUCUACCCCAGGCAGAGAUCCCUGGUAAACCCAGCCUGGAACCAGACUCGCAGACACCCCCUGAUGAAGCUGAACAUGUACCUACCUCACAGAGCGCUGGCUCAGCCCACACAGGUGCAGUGUGGGUUGCCAGUGCAGGAGAUGAACUCCCAGUAGACAGCUUUGUGUUUGCUGAGCACUCUGAUUCACAGUGCAGGGUCAUUCCCCUCAAACUGGCAACCUGUGAAAACUCCCCUUUUGGCAGCCCGAUCCUCAGUAAUGUGGAUGAGCCAGAGGAGCAGCCAUCAGGUCAGAGUGCUGAUUUGGAAACGGAGGUUCAGGUUGAUCCAGAGGUGGCCGACUCAAAGCAGCAGCAACGACAGGAGCUGGAAGAAGGGCUUUCCAGUUUGGUGCAGGAGGGCAACAUUUCCCUCCACCAUCACCAGCAGAUGGUGGGGGCUGAUGUUAAAACAGCCGACACCUCUGUACCAAGUAAAGAUGACUUCCACACCUUUGAUGAGUGGCGGAAGCAAGUGAUGGAGGUGGAGAAGGAGAAAAGUCAAACUCUCCAUACGUCAACCAGCAGCGGCCUCCAUCCGGUGAAGAAAGUCCAGAAAAACUUCAAGAAUAACUACGCUUCUGUGGAGUGUGGUGCCAAGAUCCUCUCUGCCAACAACGAGGCCAAGAGUACUUCAGCUAUUCUAAUGGAAAACAUGGACCUUUAUAUGUUAAAUCCAUGCAGCAACAAAAUCUGGUUUGUGAUCGAGCUCUGUGAGCCCAUCCAAGUCAAACAGCUGGACAUCGCCAACUUUGAGCUAUUCUCAUCCACGCCUAAAGACUUCCUAGUUUCCAUCAGCGACAGAUAUCCCACCAACAAGUGGGUAAAGCUGGGCACUUUCCAUGCACGUGAUGAGCGGAUCGUCCAGAGCUUCCCUCUGGAUGAACAGCUUUAUGCUAAAUAUGUGAAGAUGUUCAUCAAGUACAUAAAGAUUGAACUCCUCUCUCACUUUGGAUCAGAACACUUCUGUCCCCUCAGUCUCUUCAGGGUGUUUGGAACCAGCAUGGUGGAGGAGUAUGAGGAGAUAGCAGAUUCCCAGUAUCCCUCGGAGAGACUGGAGUACCUGGAGGAAGACUAUGACUAUCCUCUUGGCUACCAACCCUCGGAGGAGAAGGCCUCUAAAAACCUGCUGGGUUCAGCCACCAAUGCGAUUCUUAACAUGGUUAACAACAUUGCUGCUAAUGUGCUCGGUGGCAAGCCAGAGCUAGAAGGUGGAGCAGAAGCCAGAGGGAACACAACCGAAGAGGGGGAUGAAAGGCAGAGUGCAGACACUAAGCCUGAAGCUCCUGAUAACGCUGCAGAACUGGAUCCUUUAGAGCCAGAGCAGCCUGCUGUGGAGGAGGAGCAGGACUUGAAUGUCUCCAGCGACUCCUCAUUAUCCGAUUCCCGUGAGAGGAGACAGAUUGUCACGCUCGUAGAAGACGAAGAGGAUGAGGAUCUCAGGCAGACUGUCAUUCUGUUGGAGGAGGGAGAGGAGGAGGAGGAGGAGGAGAAAAGUGAAGAGAAAACAAGAAGGGAGGCUGACAGAAACCAGUGGGAGAGCCAGGCGUACUGUCCGUUCUCCUGCUUCUCCUCACUGUCCCUGUCCUGCGUGGCCACGCUGCCUGAGCUGCUUCAUCGCUGGUGCUCCUCUAGGCUGGCUAAAGAGAGACUCCGCAGCCUCAGGAGGAGACAGCUCAGCUCUGAAACACUCACUCACUCCACUGUGCACACCCCCAUCCCCACACACACACCUGCACCAAUCCCUGCUGCCCCACCUACACAGGAGACCCCUCCUCUCACACUCGACGCUCCAGAAUCUGAGGUUCUUGCUAAUGAGGGGACGCUUAUGGGUGAGAUACACACCACUGAAAUGCAAACCAACACUCAGUCACCAAAUCCACACACUCCAGACGUCACCCUCCUCCUUGAACCCAGCAGAACCUCCACAAUCCCCUCUCAUAGCUUUUCACCGGUUGAGAGCUCCCUGACUCAACCCACUCCCACACAUGAGGAGAAGCUGUUACCUCCUGGUAAAGACGCAGCUCUAGAUCCUGUCCCCACACCACCCCUCCAAACUCUCUCCAUUCCAGAGACACAGCAGGCCAGCAGUGCCAUCCUCACUCCUUCUGUCAGCUCUCCUUCACAGCCUCUGUCCUCUGAAAAAGACUCUUCUAGUGCUGUGGCUUCCUCAGUCAAAGAUCAGCCUGCUGUGUCUCUCCCCACUGCGUCCAGACCCGAGGACCUCAGCCCCCCUCCCACUGAGCUGCCAGCAGCUGUUUCACAGCCUGACCCCCCCACAGACACAGUUAAGUUAGGCAUGGACACCGGUGGGGACACACAGAGACAAAAUCUUCAGCUGUCUGAGCUCCAGGGGGAGCAGGUGGACCCGCUCUCUCAGACAGGGGAGGACUCUGUAGAGGGAGACGUGGUCCACACUAACGGGAACGUCCAGAGGACUGCUACAGACUUUUAUGCAGAGCUGCAGAGUGCAGGAGAUUAUAAUGGAGUAGCAAUAAAUGGCAAUGGAGUAUUGCUGAACGGAGGAGCCGUUCACGGGUCCAGCCAGAAGGAGAGCGUGUUCAUGAGGCUCAACAACAGGAUCAAAGCUCUGGAGAUGAACAUGAGUCUGUCCAGCAGAUACCUGGAGGAGCUGAGCCAGAGGUAUCGUAAACAGAUGGAAGAGAUGCAGAAAGCUUUCAAUAAGACCAUCAUUAAACUGCAGAACACCUCCCGCAUCGCCGAGGAGCAGGACCAGAAGCAGACCGAGUCCAUCCAGGUCCUCCAGAGCCAGCUGGAGAAUGUCACUACACUGAUGCUCAAUCUCACAGCUACCGUGAGCCAGCUGCAGCGAGAGGUCACCGACCGUCAGAGCCACCUGCUGGUCGCUCUGGUUCUGUGUCUGUUUCUGGGCCUCCUGCUGUGUCUGCAGUGCUGCCGCGGCUCGCCGCCCGGCCCCAGCACUGGCACUGUUGCCCUCCCCAAGAGCAACCACUACCCCAGCCCCAAGAGAUGCUUCUCCUCCUAUGAUGACAUGAGCCUAAAGCGCAGGGUGACCUGCCCACUCGUCCGCUCCAAGUCAUUUCAGCUCUCCUCUCCAGAACUAGGUCCAGAUGACUUGUACAUUGUAGAGCCUCUAAGGUUUUCUCCAGAGAAAAAGAAAAAACGUGGCAAGACAAAGUCCCUGGACAAAGUUGAGACCCUUAAACCAUUCGAUCCGUCUGUGCUUUUCACAAAUGAGGACCUGAAGUGUAAUGGCUUCCACCCCAGCCUCCCGGCGCUCCCACCCCCACCUCCUUUACUGCCUCCCCCUCCUCCCCCACCGCCACCACUUCCAUCAGUGGAUCAGGUGUCGUCUUUGCCCUCUUGUUCUUCUAAAGAGGUUCCCUCAGAAACCAGUAGCUGCAGCUCCUCCACCCAUUCUGAGGAAUCGUACACAAGCCGCCUCCCUCCGCCCUCCCCCAUCUACCCCUCCGCUGACAUGUGCAAUGGCCACGGCCUCUCCUUUCCCCUCGCCAAAUCCCGCCAGGAGAAACGUUGGACGAAGCGACGGAAGUCUCGACAGACCGAGCUGCAGUUCCCUCAUGAGCCUGGGGGUGGCGUUGGCUCUCUGCCCAGUCUGCAGGAACUGAUGAAGGGAAACAAGGAGCUGAACGUCAGGACCAUCGGGGUGACCGCUGUCCCCGGACACGCCUGAAACCUCUCACUUCACCUUCACACGACCUUUGGUUCUCUGGAAGGUAGCAGACUUAUUUGGAGAAGAACUUCAAGCAAUUUCCAAAGAACUACAUUUCCCAUGAGCCCCCUGAAGGUACCGUAGAACCUCAGUGGGUUUAGUUCAACACCAUCCCGCCCCUGUCCACUCCUGUAAGAGAACUGUUUACAGUUAUGUGCCUUUAUUUCUGUUCUAGACACUCAAACCUUCACAUAUAAAUACUAUGAUGGGGAACGACACGUCACCUUUAUCUGAAAGUUUUUUUUUGUAUUGUUUUUUUCCUGAAUAAGCACAUUGUUCCUAGACAGCAGAGCAUCAGUGAACAUGUUCCUCCCACACAGCACAGUGAGAAGACUUGCUGACGUUCCUUUAAGUAUUAGCUGCUGUUUUGGAUGAAAAGUGUCAUUGUAGGAGAACCGCAGAGCACGACAAGUCUCUUCUGUCUUCUGUUUUCUUCUGUCUCAUCUGUCCGGUUUGGCUGCAGGUUUGUUGGGGACCAGACUGAUGGUUUUCAUUGUGAUGGUUUCUGUCUCUGUCAGUUAAUUCCAAACCAGUGGCAGGAGCUGAAUGAAGAAACUAACUGGGUGAUGGCAUCGACGAGUUUACUCUUUUAGUUUAGAAUCUAGUUUAACCUCACAGGUGCAGCAGUCUGCAGGUCUUGUAAACUCGGUGUAUCAUUCUCCUUACUCUGUUAUUUGGGCCGGGCCCAAAACCUUCAUGCACACUUGUUCUUAUUGGAUUCAACAUCUGUGAUGACUAUCAACAGGCCAGAGGCGAACCAGAUUCUGUUUUUAUUCCUGUGGCUGAGAACUGAGCCAGGACUCUUUAUUUUUAAGAUGUUGCUGGUUUGUUGUUUGUUAAAGAGAGUUGCUAAAGUGGGGACACAUGGGUCCGGGGGUGUGUGUGUGUGUGUGUGUGUGUGUGUGGUUCCAGAGUAGAAUGUUUACAAUACUUUCACCUGCAGAUGAUUCUGACAGACCAGUUAUAUUUAUCUAUUUAUUUAUUUAAAUCUAGCCUUUUUCUGAUGAUGGUACUGGUUUGCUGGUCUCCCAGUUCAACACGGUGACAGGAGAUUGUUUACGUCAAUAGAUCUGACGCGUACAAUCGCUCAACAACACACUUUUUCUCCUCGUUUUGUCUUUAUGCCUCGGCCUGAAGCUCCAGCCAUGACGUUUGAUAUCCAGCAGAAAUAAUUGAGUAUUGAUUUUAGAAGCCUUGGGUUUAUUGGGAGCAGAGUGCUGCUGUGUCUGGAGCCGUCGGCGUAGUUGGAUGGAGUUUUUCUGUCUCGUCUUUGCUUGUUUGCUCGUCUUCUGUGGAUGACUUGUUGUAAGUCGCCCCGUUCAAAAUGGUGAUUCCAAACUCAGUGGGGUGUUCGUGUUUUGUUUUUACAAAAUGAAAAGUAAACGAUUUGUUUCUACAUGUGGUUUCUGACAGGCUGAGUGUGGCUGCAGUUGUGAACACUGACAGAGACAGAACUUGGACAAUGUUUCUCCUUUUGUUACUGUUUGAUCCUACAGCUCUUCUGUGCUCCCCUCCACCCCCGGCCCUCGUUGCUCUGUGACUGUGAAGAAACCUUUGAAUAUGUCUGCUUGCAUUAACCACUCCAUGUUUAAGUAGGAGCAUGAAAUGCUUUCUUUUUUAACUCUACUCAUCUUUGUAUGUCCUCACUCUCACAUUACACUCCACAUGUCACUCGCUGUUGCUGUUUAAUUCCAUGUGUUCAACCCACUUUGAAUGACACGGGGGGGGGGGGGGUGCAGAGGAGAUGAAUUAUUAUUGGUUAAAGGGAAAACGGGAAUGACGAAUCAGAUUUGCAACACCAUUAAUGUGAUCACGUUUAUUCCACAAGCAGAGCAAACCUGUUUUUCUUUAUUUCUCCUACUCUAUUGGUGUGUGUGUGUGUGUGUGUGUGUGUGUGUGUGUGUGUGUGUGUGUGUGUGUGUGUGUGUGUGUGUGUGUGUGUGUGUGUGUGUGUGUGUGUGUGUGUGUGUGUGUGUGUGUGUGUGUGUGUGUGUGUGUGUGUGUGUGUCGAUUAGGAGAUUAUUUCAUAUGUGUCGUGUGUGUUUGUGUAAGGAGAAAAACUACUUGGAACCUUUUUAUUAAACCCAUAACACGGGGAGGAAGCACUUGCAGAUAUUUGUACACACUCAUUCUGCACUUUGUGUGACUCCUCGUGCCUUUUUUCUAUGUGAAGUGUGAUCGGUUCUUUUCUCUUCCUCCUUUCUGAGUCUGAAGAGCUGCACAGUAUUUUUGACCAGGAGUGAGUUACUACAAAAACUGUAGUGCCAUUAGAAACUGUGAAUUCUUUCUAAAUAAAACCUUUUUUUUGUUGUCUUUCA